Salarias fasciatus (jewelled blenny) is the source of this 5446-nucleotide messenger RNA. It is a transcript of the gene hcn4, whose product is annotated as hyperpolarization activated cyclic nucleotide-gated potassium channel 4. Gene Ontology annotation, molecular function: voltage-gated potassium channel activity. Lineage: Eukaryota; Metazoa; Chordata; Actinopteri; Blenniiformes; Blenniidae. The coding region runs from base 1 to 4326 and encodes 1441 amino acids. The record is from RefSeq and is a predicted model, not a curated record. Gene Ontology annotation, biological process: potassium ion transmembrane transport; regulation of membrane depolarization; sodium ion transmembrane transport. The transcript is spliced from 8 exons. Gene Ontology annotation, cellular component: dendrite; membrane; axon.
AUGGACAGGUUGCACUCCUCCAUGCGUAAAAGGCUCUACAGUUUGCCACAGCACAUUGGGCAGAAAUCCUCUAUCAUGGGCGAAGGAGAAGACGCAGACAAGGACACCCGGAGGAAGAGUAUUCGCAUGAAGCCUCUACCGUCACCGUCGCCGACCUCUGGGGGAAGCUGCAAAGGCAUCGGCGAGACCAAAAGUGGGGAGUGUGUGAUCAUGGAGACGGACAUCGGGAGACCGAUGAAGACCAGCUCGAACGGAGACUGCCGGAGGUUCCGAGGCAGCCUCUCGUCCAUCACGAGUCGGCAUGUGCACGACUCGGACUCGGCGGAGGAGAGGCGCCUCAUCACCGAGGGGGAUGUCACCCCGAGCGAAGAGAGCCCCCCCGGAGCCAUCGGUGACGGCCAGCCGGACCAGGGUGCGCAGGGGGCCAGCGGCGGCGGCGGCGGGGGCGCCCAGAACGAGUCUCCAGACCAGCAGUCGGGGUUUAUAAAGUUGGAUGGCAUUGAUCAAAUUCUGCCGGACGACGAGAGAUUAUAUCAGGCUGGGUUCAUACACAGGCAGCUGGGGGCAAUGCUUCAACCGGGGGUCAACAAGUUCUCCCUGAGGAUGUUUGGAAGUGAAAAGGCGGUGGAACGGGAGCAAGAGCGGGUUAAGUCCGCCGGAUUUUGGAUAAUUCACCCCUACAGUGAUUUCAGGUUUUACUGGGAUUUGACCAUGCUGCUGCUGAUGGUUGGCAACCUCAUCAUCAUCCCCGUGGGCAUCACGUUCUUCAAGGACGAGCACACGCCUCCCUGGAUCGUCUUCAACGUCGUGUCCGACACCUUCUUCCUCAUGGACCUGGUCCUCAACUUCAGGACGGGAAUCGUCAAGGAGGACAACACGGAGAUCAUCCUGGACCCGCAGCAGAUCAAAGUCAAGUACUUGCGGAGCUGGUUCGUGGUGGACUUCAUAUCCUCUAUUCCCGUGGACUACAUCUUCCUCAUCGUGGAGACGCGCAUUGACUCUGAUUUCUACAAGACGGCGCGCGCCUUGCGGAUUGUUCGCUUCACUAAGAUCCUCAGCUUGCUGCGGCUCCUGCGGCUCUCCAGACUCAUUCGCUACAUCCACCAGUGGGAAGAGAUCUUCCAUAUGACCUAUGACCUGGCCAGCGCCAUGGUGCGGAUAGUCAACCUGAUCGGCAUGAUGCUGCUGCUGUGUCACUGGGAUGGCUGCCUGCAGUUCUUGGUGCCCAUGCUGCAGGACUUCCCCGCCGACUGCUGGGUGUCCAAAAAUAAGAUGGUGAACGACACGUGGGGACAGCAGUACUCCUACGCACUUUUCAAAGCUAUGAGCCACAUGUUGUGUAUUGGGUACGGCAUGUAUCCCCCCGUGGGCAUGACGGACGUGUGGCUGACCAUCCUGAGCAUGAUCGUGGGCGCUACUUGCUACGCCAUGUUCGUGGGCCACGCCACGGCGCUGAUCCAGUCUCUGGACUCAUCUCGACGGCAAUACCAGGAAAAGUACAAACAGGUGGAGCAGUACAUGUCCUUCCACAAGCUGCCGGCAGACAUGAGGCAGAGGAUCCACGACUACUACGAGCACCGCUACCAGGGGAAGAUGUUCGACGAGGAGAGCAUCCUCGGGGAGCUGAACGAGCCGCUCCGAGAGGAAAUCAUAAACUUCAACUGUCGAAAGCUGGUGGCGUCGAUGCCUCUGUUUGCCAACGCCGAUCCGAACUUCGUCACCUCCAUGCUCACCAAGCUGAAGUUCGAGGUGUUUCAGCCCGGGGAUUAUAUCAUCAGGGAAGGAACCAUUGGCAAGAAAAUGUACUUCAUACAGCACGGAGUCGUCAGCGUACUAACCAAGGGCAAUAAAGAGACCAAGCUUUCAGAUGGCUCCUACUUUGGGGAGAUUUGUUUGCUGACACGGGGCAGAAGGACGGCCAGCGUCCGAGCUGAUACGUACUGCCGCCUGUACUCUCUGUCUGUGGACAACUUCAACGAAGUACUGGAGGAGUAUCCCAUGAUGAGAAGAGCCUUCGAGACUGUUGCCCUGGACAGGCUGGAUCGCAUUGGCAAGAAAAACUCCAUCCUGCAGCACAAGGUGCAGCACGACCUCAGCUCUGGUGUACUCAACUACCAGGAGAACGAGAUCAUCCAGCAGAUUGUGCAGCAUGACAGGGACAUGGCCACCUGCGCCCACCUCCUGCAAAACGCCCCACCACAGACGCCUCCUUCGCCUACCCCUGUCAUCUGGGCCCCCCUCAUCCAGGCUCCUUUACAGGCAGCAGCUGCCACAACUUCAGUAGCCAUUGCUCUGACACACCAUCCUCACCUUCCACCAACACUCUUCAGACCUCCGGUUUCUGUUUUGGGUUCCCUGAAGGACCCUCCAAGUCGAUUCAAGAAGUUCCACACAUUUGCUCCUUCAUCCACAGUCCCUGGCUCUGCUGGGAACUCUCCAUCUAGCACACCUUCUAAACUGCGCACUGGGGUUGACAUGCCAUUGCUGGCCUCUUUUCGGGCCCAGCAUAUGGCAUCGGGUUCAGCAUCGGCUGGCUCAAGCCAGCAAGCCUCAGGUGGUGGAGUGGAGCGUGGACCUGGUGGAGCUGGGUCUGGCUCAAGUGGAGCAGUUCCCUCUGUCUUCCCCUUCAGUCCGUACUCAUCCUCUGGUUCACCCUCCUCGAGUAUGGCCCAGCUACACCCACAGCCACAGCAUCAGCAACCCUUUCGCUCCAGCACCCCACCUCUGUCAAACCUCUUUCAUCAAGACGCUAUAAGUGGAAGCACAGGCUCAGGACUGAGUGGAGGGGCAGUUGGCGCCUGCGGAGGUGCUGCAGGGUGGUCUUCAGGUGGAGCGGUGGGAGGCUCUUUUGAAGGAGCCACAGGUGGGGAUGCUGCUUGGGCUGGAGAGGACUUUACAACUGGAGUGACAGAAGUCAGUCCUCGGGGGAGCUUUGGGUUGGGAGGGACUGCCGGUGGAUCAGUUGCGGGGAUCUCAGGGGAAACCAUAGGAACUUCAAAUGAAGGAUUAAUCGGUGCUGCUUGUAGCAAAGUAGCAAGUGGUGCAUCAGGUGGAGCAGGUGUUGGUGUAAGCUGUGGGUCAGUGUCAGAUAUAGCAAGGAGAUCUAAGGAAGGAGCGUCUAGAGGAUCAAUUAGACGAACAUCUGGAGGACAAAGUGCUGGAGAAUCAUUCAGAGGGAUAACCACUGGAGGAUCUUUGGGUAUGACUUCUGAUGGAUGCAGUGGAGCCUCAUGUGGCACGUUUGAAGGACUAUCGGGUGAUUUAACAGGAAGAAACCCUGGGGGGUCAUUGGGAAGGGCUUCCAGUGGAUCAACAACCAGCCAUAUAGCAGGAGGUUCAAGUGGGCCAGGGGGAGGGGCGAUUGGAGGACAAAUCAGCCGACCAAUAGGAGGCACAGGAGGGAGCCAUAUAGCAGGGUCGACAGCCAGCCAGUCUGUCGGGGCUUCUGGUGGAUUUACUGCUGGACUGAUUAGUUCUUCCCGUUGUCAGAGUCCUAUAUCCACUGGUUCAUCUAGUCCUCUGCCUGGUCAACAUCUCCCAAACCAGCCACCCCCCAAGCCCCCACAAGUGGCUCCUCUGCAGCAAUUUGCUGGUGGAGGCAGGACUACUCCUGGUUUAAAUCUCUUCCAGUCCCCCCCACAUGGCUCUCCAUCUUCAAGCAGAGGGCAGCACACUCAGCCGCCUGCUGAGGGCUCUCCAUCUUCCCUCAGCCAAUUUAGCCUGGCAGGCCUCCAGUCUGGCUGCUUGCCUCACCAGAUGUCAUUGGAGAGGUCUGCCUUAGCUUCGUUGGCUCAGUAUGGUUCAGCAAACGCCUCUCCCUGCCUUACUCCUGUGGCGCCCAGUCCCACGAUUCAAAGUCCAGUGACAGGGAGAACUUUCCACUACGGCGACCCUUCCAGUGCCACAGGAUCCCACAGUUCCUUGCUCAUGCCUCAGUCUUCUCUCCCCUCACAGCUUCCCAGCCAGCCACACACAGCAGGUAGAGAGUCUCCUCUGGGACGUUUUUCUGAAGAUCUCAAGCUUUUAUCCAGCUCACAUCCAUCUCUGCCCCAGGAGGUCGCGCAGGCCUUAGGUCACCAAACUCCUCACUCAUCUGUGGAAACUGGAUUUUGCCCCUCGCCGUUUUCUUCACCUACUCUUGUGCCGAAACCCUGUAGCUCAGUGCCAGGACACAUGACUCCUCCAAUUCAGAUGUCUCCGGGGCACUCUCAUCAGACUCGGUCCCCCGGGGCCUCCCCAGCCUUGCCUCUACGUCGGGGCUCUGCUGCCUACUCAUCAGAUCUAGAACCUCAAACUGUCCGCUCUAAACUCCCUUCCAAUUUGUGAGGAUUAAUCACACCCUCCUUUGCUCCUCAGAAAUGAAACACAUGAACUAUCUCCAUUUGUGGCAUUCUUUUCUGUCUUCACUGUGUUCCACCUCUCAUUUUACAAAGAUUUUAAAUUUACUGUGAUUCAAAAGACACUUUAUGGAUAACUCAGAGCUCUAGAAUACUCUAUAUUUAUUUUUUUCUUUGUCCUUUUUUAUUCAUACAUACUGUGUAUAGUUAGAGAUAUAUAUUAAAUGAUAAGUGAAUUAUGGGACUGGGAGGGUGUGAAAUUGUUCUCCAUUGAAAGGACAGUUGUUUUCUUUAUUUCUAUAACUAUGCCAAAUUCAUCUGGUGAUUUUUGAGAGGCUAAUUCAAUGGACUACACAAUAAUACUCUUUUAUUGCAGGAACCUAUGCACUAAUACCUGCAUGUAUAAAGGAUUUUUGUGUUUCAAAAAAUAUCUGAAUUUUUAGCUCAAAGAACAUGCUUCGGGACAGGCUGACUCUUAUACCAUAUCUUUUGGGAUCACAUAUUGUUGGUCCUUAAAUGUAUCUAUUAGAUUGUACUUAUUUAUUCUCUGUAUAAACUUUUCAAGACCUUGGGAGACUGAGAGAGAUUUUCGGAAACCAAAAAGAUUUUUCCUGUGGGAUAGUAAUUCACCUCCUCUCGGCCCAUCUUUCCUUAUUUUAUACCACUCUAUCAUAUUAAUAAUGUUUUAUUAAGCAGAGGCAGAGGGAUUUAGCCAGCUACCCUCCAUCUCAUUAUUGAGACAUAACAGUGUGCGAGCGACAAGAUUUCUGCAGAGUUCUGAACCAUGCCGUAACAAGCUCACUUUGUCUUCCAAGCUCAUGCCGCUAAAAUGUGUAGAAAGCAUGUGUUGUUGUUUUUUUUUUUCUUUCUCCCUGACUGUGUACAACUGUUACGGUGUGAGUGCCAGUGAGAAUCAGUGUGAAUCAGAGGAACAGUCAAAUGCAAAGCAAGACUUUUCCAUAGGCUGAUUAAAAGGAUGUUUGCUUUUCGGCGUUAAAACUCAAACUUCCACAAACCGCAGCUUGCGUGAUGAAUUGAGUUGCACCAGUACUUCUCAACAGAAGAAAAAAAAAUUAUGAAAGAGCCCCAAAACUGCACUCAGUCAUUUU